AUGCGGGGGGAGCAGGGGCGCCGUAUCCUGGGGGUGCUGCUGCUGGCUGGGGCGGCGGGGGUAGCGGCUGCGGGCCGGGCGGCUUCCCGGGGCGUGGCGGAGCGGGCGCUGUUCACAGCCCGGUGCUCCUCCCGGUGCCUCGCCCUGCACAUCACCCACUUCGGACCGGCCUUCCCAACUCUGCAGAACAAUGAGAUUCUGACCUGGUGCAGUAACAACCGAAGAUGUUCUCAGUGUCUGAAGCCAUGCAGAGCUGUGGGGGAUGCCCUGAAAAUACAAUGUUGGGAGUUAUGUGCGGUAAUUCUGUCCUUUCUCCUUUCCACCGACCUCUGGAUGGGGAGUUUUUCUGUCUUUGGGAAUUAUAGCUGCUGGACUCAACACGAGUGCCUGACCAGCUGCCAGUUCUUGAGGACCCUGCAGACCGUUAAGCAAGGAGAUUGCCCGCCCUCAGCCAGGGCGUCCGGCUUUGCUGCCGCCUGUGUGCAGAGCUGCAGCGUGGAUCGUGAAUGUCCAGGGAGUAGGAAAUGCUGCUCCAAUGCUUGCGGGCACACCUGCCAGGCCCCAGACAACAUGAACAGAGGUAAAAACUGGCACUCCAGAGCCUGUCGGGACUUUGCACAGAUGCCUAGGGGAGGGCAGGGGCAAAAUGCCAAUGAUACCAUGGUAGAGGCAGAGCUUGGGAGCCAAGGAGGAUGGGCAUGGAUGGGCAAGAGGGACUUCAAGGGGAGCAGGAUGAGGAGGGGGAAGCAGAGGAGGGGUCCUAGUCCCCAGGCUCGCCAACUGAAAGGGGCUCACAUACUGAUUCUUUCUCUCCUGUUCCCCUCCCAUCCACCAUCCCCAUCUGCAGUUCCUUUACCUCCAAGGUCCCCCCAGAAUCUCAGAAAAGGCAACAUCACCACCAGCCGUACUGGGACUCACAGCAUUGUCAUUUCCUGGGAUCCCCCUCCUGAAGGGCUUCUAGCUGUUCAUCACUACAGGGUCCUCUGGAGGCCCUGGACACCAGGAGCACAUGAGCCUUCUCCUAAGCUGAGGAGCCAGAGAGUCACAAGGGCCAAACCUGAAGUGCAACUGCAUGGACUGGGGGCCGGCACUGCCUACCAGGUACAAGUGCAGACCGUCACCUUUUGGGGCCAGAAACGCCUCAAGAGCGCCAAGUCCCACCUGCUCCUUGUCAUGCCAGCCAGAGUUUCCAAAGUGGAAGUGGUGGAGCGGCGCCUUGGCCGAGGUUCUGGGGCACGCUCCAUGGGGGGCACAGAGGCUCACCUGGAAGGAACCUGGGUGACCAUGCAGUCCAAGCGAAGACUCCCUGUUAGACCGCCUCUGGCCCAGGGGCAGCCAGACGGUUUGAAGACGCGGGGCCGCAGUCCCACCCCCUCCAGGGGCAGCCCCUUCUGGAAGGCUCUCGUUUCAGGAGCCAAGUAG
This is a messenger RNA of Sarcophilus harrisii (Tasmanian devil), 1422 nucleotides long. RefSeq names its product anosmin-1-like. The coding region runs from base 1 to 1422 and encodes 473 amino acids. NCBI's taxonomy places the organism in Eukaryota, Metazoa, Chordata, Mammalia, Dasyuromorphia, Dasyuridae. The record is from RefSeq and is a predicted model, not a curated record. Gene Ontology annotation, molecular function: protein binding; peptidase inhibitor activity. Gene Ontology annotation, cellular component: extracellular region; cell surface. Gene Ontology annotation, biological process: neuron differentiation. The transcript is spliced from 9 exons.